AUAUUUUAUUGUGGGACUCAGCUUCCCGUUUCAGAAAUGCCUAAACCUUUAAGGAAACGUGUACGUUGUGAGAUAAAAUUAAGCUGACAAAGCCUAGAUGGAUUGCGAAGAUGUUGCAUGUACACUGUAAACCACUGCUGUUAUUACAUGUACUUGUUAUUAUUCUAAGAACAGUAGAUAGCGAGAACAAUACACGUGCACUAGUCAUAUCAAAUGAAGCAGUAACGUGGUUAGAGGGACAGAGACAGUGUGCAGAAAAGAAUGGACGACUUCUCAGCUCGAACGACUUCUCUCUCUACCUUCAGGAAGUUCUGGAGAAAGUGUCGGGCGAUUUCUGGCUCGGCGACAUACAGAAAGUUUCCGAAUGGAUCCAUAUCUUAGGUUGCUACAGUAAGGCCAGUAUUGAAAACAAGCUCUUCUCAUCUACAAACUUUACCAUCGGUCUAACACCGGGACGCUGUCAAGAAUAUUGUUUCUAUGAAAAAAUGUCUUUAUUUUUUGCUAUCAAGGAAGAAACAUGUUACUGCCUCAAACCUGACUUUAAUUUACCAGACACAGCCUCGGUAACCAACUGUGAUUAUAACUGUAACUCGGAGGAACCAAAGGCCUGUGGUAGCAAAACAGGACCAUAUCUGAGUGUUUACAAAACAACUAAUACAUCAGUUAAAGGCACCCAUGGUCUGUGUAUGAGCAUAGUCUGCUUUGGACACAAAUAUUUUAAGACUGAAGAUUGUAGAGUUCCAUUGAUUCCGUACUGUUCUAACAAUUAUACAAGCACUGGAGGCAGUUGGGCUGAUGCUAUUGCUAUGUGUCUGAGAGGAAAUGGUUAUUUAGAUGGUGAAGCCAAUUUAGAUGAUCCAAGGAGCAAAUGCAAUGAGAUACAGAAUCAAUUUUCAAACAUUUAUAUAUUUUGGAUUGGCAUCCGUAGACAAAUGUACAAAUCUGUAGAUAAAG
This is a messenger RNA of Saccostrea cuccullata (small rock oyster), 954 nucleotides long. RefSeq lists its product as uncharacterized. The transcript has 6 exons. The annotation marks the transcript as partial. Lineage: Eukaryota; Metazoa; Mollusca; Bivalvia; Ostreida; Ostreidae. The record is from RefSeq and is a predicted model, not a curated record.